AUGGAUCCUGCGAGCACCGACGUUCCACGUCUUUCGUGCCCCGAAUUCUCCGCCAGACGAUACCAACACCUCAAGGCACCCGUCGAUCUAGGCCACAAAAAGCUAUAUUACUUUGCCCUCAACCUCAGGCAGUGUCACUAUAUCCUCCCGCGCCUUUUGGGCUCCAUAGUUGAGGUGAUGCGCUUCCUCGGAUCCCAGAACUCGGUUCUUUCGAUUGUUAAGGGCAAUUCGGACGACGGCACAGCAGAGGUCUUGAAGGCGAUACAGCAAGAUCUCGAGGCGCUCGGAAUCACAUAUCACUACCAGCAUAGUGACAUCAACCCUCACAAUGGCAGCCGCAUCCUUCGCCUGGCCGAGCUUCGAAACUUGGCCAUGGAACCGCUCGUAAACAGUCGGCACAACAAGACUACCACAGAGAGUAGUGAUGGGGACUAUGGGUUGAGAGCUGGCGAUAUCGAGAUCAUGGACGAGGCCACGGUCGCUUUCAUCAAUGAUGUGUCAAUCUGCCCCGACGACAUACUGGAGCUCAUUCAUCAGCGCAAAGUUCAGAAAGCAGACAUGACGUGCGGCAUGGACUGGUCCUGGAAUCUUCGUCACCAGCCCUUCUACGACGUCUGGGUUGCUCGCCAGCUCAAUGGUGACAGCUUCUUCGAGAUCAAAGAUAACGGCGAAUGGUACAAACAAUGGGAACUCUUUCCAAAUGACCCUCCCAACCGGGCCCGCUACAACGCCAGGGUUCCGGUGCAGGUGUUUUCGUGCUGGAACGGCGGCGCGGUGUUCUCCGCCCAGCCAUUCAUGGAUGGCGAGGUCAGGUUCCGCGACAAGAAUGAGGGCGAAUGUGCCAUGGGCGAACCUGACUAUCUGAACAAGGACCUCUGGCACAAGGGUCACGGGCGCUUUGCCAUCGUGCCUACCGUCAACCUUGGAUACAAUGACGAUCAUGCAAGGGGAAUCAAACACAAGUACGGCUACGUAGCCGAUCUGGUGAAGCAUGAGGAGAUGAGCGGGCUGCCACUUCAGGUUCCUUGGGUGGACACGCCCCCGGAGAAGAUCAAGUGCAUGCCGGGAUGGAAAGAGCAGAGCUGGGUACCCUGGAACGAGACGCUUGUAUAA
Molecule: messenger RNA, 1113 nt
Organism: Pyricularia grisea
Lineage: Eukaryota; Fungi; Ascomycota; Sordariomycetes; Magnaporthales; Pyriculariaceae
Exons: 1
Coding region: 1-1113 (370 amino acids)
Source: RefSeq, a predicted model, not a curated record